Molecule: messenger RNA, 4935 nt
Organism: Coregonus clupeaformis (lake whitefish)
Lineage: Eukaryota; Metazoa; Chordata; Actinopteri; Salmoniformes; Salmonidae
Product: neuroblast differentiation-associated protein AHNAK
Exons: 5
Coding region: 14-4420 (1468 amino acids)
Biological process (GO): regulation of RNA splicing
Cellular component (GO): cytoplasm; nucleus
Source: RefSeq, a predicted model, not a curated record
AUAACAUUUUAAAAUGCAAUUGCGGGAAAAACACAGAUUUGGAAGCUUUGUCCCCUUGUCCCUGUCGCAACUUUCUGUUAUAGUGAGGACAUUGUUCUUGAUAUGCCGCUGUAAAUAUACUUCAGAAAUCAUGAACGGGGAAAGUCAGCAAAGACGUUACUCCAAAAGCUUGGUCCUGGAGGAUUCAGACAGAGGAGGAGUUGUCAUCACUGGAAGCACAGACCCUAGUGUCACUGAUGAGAGUGGCUUAAAAGAAGACAAUGAGACUGUUGCUGUCACCAUAAAUCUGAACCACCUCAGUAAAGAUGACAGGAUAAAAUUACUCAAGAUCAUGGAGCCUUACAAUGACAACAUGAGAGUUAUGACAAAGCAGGAUCUGAAAGCCAGCGUCAGUCUCUGCUCAUUGGACGGUGGCCUCAAAGGUCCUGGGGAUAUGCUCAAGGAUACCUACAGCAGAAUGCAGCGAUCAGUUGAGACACCAACUAUUGAGGUCGAUGGCCUCAGUGGACAAUUAAAUGCUGAAGGGAGGUUGAAGAGUGAAAUCAAUGGUACCACUUUGAAUGGGGAAUUGCCCAAUGUGACAUUGGACACACCUGGAACUGAUGGUGAUACAAAGUUCACAAUGUCCACCAUUGGAAUGUCUAGGCCUGUAAUGAAAGGAGCAGAUCUUGAUGGCACCCUCAGAUGCCCUGAAGACAGUCUAUCAAUACCAAAGCUCCGCACUCCAGAUGCCUCACUUGACUUGGAGAAACCAGAGGUUAAGACGAAUGGAUUGAAGUACAAGCAUCCAAAAUUAAAAAUGCCUCACUUCAAUCUACCACACAUAAAAGCCAAAGCACCAAAGGAAGACGUGAACGUAUCAGCAGAUUUAGAAGGCCCUGGUCUCAGUGGAGAGCUGGAGACACCAGACCUGAACCUUUCAGCCCCUGGUGUGGAAAUUAAAGCCCCAAAUGUAGAUUUUAAUGGUCCAAAUGCUGACUUGAAAGCUCCAGAUUGUGACAUAGAGGCUCCUUCAGGCAAAUUCAAAUGGCUAACUCUAACAAAGUCCAAGUUUGGAUUAUCUGGAACAAAAGUGAAGGGACCUGACGUGGACAUAGAUGCUGGCCUGUCUGCACCUGACGUGAAUCUCUCCACUCCCAACAUUGAUGGAGAGAUAAGCGCAUCAGAUGUAGAUCUGAGUUCACCAAAAGCUGAGGUAGAUCUGCAAGCUCCAGAUAUCAACAUUGAGGCUCCCUCAAGUAAAUUCAAAUGGCCUCAUUUAAAGAAACACAAAUUUGGUCUUCAUGGGCCAAAAGUCAAAGCCCCUGAUGUGGAUGUUAAGGCAGAUCUGGAGACACCAACCGUUGAUCUUUCUGCCUCAAAGAUUGAGGGUGAGAUGAGCACCCCAGAUUUAGAAUUGAAUUUACCCAAAGCAGACCUCAGUGGCCCUGAUGUUGACAUUCAUCCUCCCACUGGCAAAUUUAAGUUCCCAACACUCAAAAAGCCUAAAUUCAGGCUCUCUGGACCAAAGAUAAAAGCUCCAGAUGUUGAUGCAGAUCUGAAGGCACCUGACCUCAGUCUCUCUGUCCCUGAUGUUGAUGCAGGGCUUGACACGCCUGAUUUGGACAUCAAUUUGCUAAAUGCAGAUAUCGAAGGCCCUGAAGUAGACCUUAACGCACCAGAAGUGGACAUUGAGCCCCCUUCAGGGAAAUUCAAAUGGCUUACUCUAAAAAAGCCCAAAUUUGGACUCUCUGGACCCAAGAUUAAGGGACUCGAAGUGGACAUAGAUGCUGACCUGUCUGCACCUGACUUGAAUCGCUCCACUCCAAACAUUGAUGGAGAAAUAAGUGCACCAGAUGUAGAUCUUAAUUUACCCAAAGCUGACCUUGAAGCUCCAGAUGUUGACAUUGAUGCUCCCUCUGGAAAAUUCCAGUUGUUCAACCUAAAGAAGCCUACAUUUGGACUCCACGGUCCAAAGGUGAAGGAGCCAGAAAUGGAUCUGGAAGCGAAUCUGACUGUACCUGACAUGAGUCUCUCUACCCCUAACAUUUACGGGUAUAUAAGUGCACCAGAUGUAGAUGUCAAUUUACCCACAUCUGAUUUGAAAGGUCCAGAUGUAGAUCUUCAGGCACCAGAGGUCAACGUUGAGGCACCCUCUGGAAAACAUAGAUUUCCAACUUUUAAAAUGCCCAAAAUUAACUGGUCUGGACAUAAGGUGAAGGGACCAGACCUUGAUGUGGAUGCUGAUCUGAAGACACCAGAUUUGGACCUUUCAGCAAUUGAAGGUGACAUCGCUGUUCCAGAUCUCAAUGUCAGUUUGCCUGAAGCUGACCUCAAAGGACCAGAUAUAAAUGUAGACCUUGAUGCUCCCUCUGGAAAAUUCAAGUUACCGAAAAUAAAAUGGCCAAAAAUGAGAAAAGUAAAAGGACCGGAGAUUGAUGUAGAUGCUGAUCUUAACACCCCAGAAUUAAAUGUUGAUGUUAACUUACCCGAAGCAGAUCUGAAAGGGCCUGAUGUCGGCUUAAAAACACCAGACCUCAACCUCUCAGCACCAGAAAUUGAGGGAGACAUUGCUGUUCUAGAUCUCAAUGUGAGUUUGCCUGAAACUGACCUCAAAGGACUGGUUGUGGAUAUUCAAGCCCCAGAUGUCAACCUUGAUGCUCCCUCUGGAAAAUUAAAGUUGCCUAAAAUCAAACUGCCAAAUUUUGGUUUAACAGGGCCAAGAGUUAAUGGACCAAACCUGGAUGCUAAUCUAAAGGCCCCAGAGUUGGACGUCUCUGUUCCUGAUGUGGAUGUCAAUUUGCCAACAGCUGACCUCCAAGCCCAUGUUGUAGAGCUGAAAACACCAGACCUGGAUCUUUCUGCCCCCCAAAUUGAGGGAGCCAUCGCUGCUCCAAAUUUGAGUAUUAGUUUGCCUGAAGCUGACAUCAAAGGUCCAGAGGUAGAUCCUCAAGCUCCAGAUGUUGACCUUAAUGCUCCCUCUGGAAAAUUCAAGUUACCUAAAAUCAAACUGCCAAAUUUUGGUUUAACAGGGCCAAGAGUUAAAGGACCAAAGAUGGAUGCUAAUCAAAAGGCCCCAGAGUUGGAUGUCUCUGUUCCUGAUGUGUAUGUCAAUUUACCAACAGCUAACCUCCAAGCCUGUGUUGUAGAGCUGAAAACACCAGACCUUCCUGCCCCCAAAAUUGAGGGAGCCAUCGCUGCUCCAUGUCUUGAUAUUAAUGUGCCUGAAGUAGACCUUAAAGCCCCUGAUCUCGACAUUGAGGUUCCAUUAAUUGAGCUUAAGAUACAAGAUUUAGACAUAUCAGUUCCAGAGGUCGAUGUGAAUUUACCAAAAGUAGACCUUCAAGGUCAUGACCUAGACCUGAAAACAAAUCAUAAACUGGAGGGACCCAACCUUGACGUUGAUGCACCUGUCAUAAAUAUUUUAGUUCCCACAGUUGAGACUGGGCUUGUAGCCCCAAAGGUAGAUUUAGAUAUACCUCAAGCAGAUCUAAAUAUAUCUGCUCCUAAUGUUGAAAGUGAUAUCAGUGCACCAGAUAUAAAUCUAAGUUUACCAAAAGCUGACCUCUCUGGCCCUGAGGUAGAGUUGAAUGCUCCUGUUCUUAAUCUCUCUACCCCAGAGAUUGGAGUAAGUGUCCCAGACAUUGAUCUGAGUGUGCAGGGAGACAUUAAAAGCCCUGAGGUCGAAUUGAAAGCUCCAGAUGUUGACAUUGACGCUCCCUCUGGAAAACUGCCUUAUUUUAAGAUGCCAAAGUUUGGUCUCUCAGGACCUAGAAUAAAGGUACCAGAACUUGAUGCCUAUGCAGAUGUGAAUACGCCUGAUGUGGAAGUUUCUGUCCCCAAAGUUGAGGGAGAGAAUAGUACACCUGAACUGAGUCUCUCUGCUCCUGACGUUAAGGCCAAUGUUGACAUGCCAGAUUUAGACGUCAAUUUACCUGACGCUGACAUCAAAGUAGAUGACACUCACAAAAGUAAGUUAAAAUGGCCAUUAAAGUGGCCAAGCUUUGAUUAUUCUGGCUCAAAAGGUAAGGAUUCUGACGUGGACAAUGAGGAAGAGCAGAGUGGUGAUAAAACAGAGAGUGGUCAGGUAGAGGUACCAAUGUUUACCUUUCACAGACUUCCACAGAACAACAAGAUUGAGAGUGCGCUCAAAGAUGCUGCUGAGGCCCUUUUUGAGGCCAUUGACACACCAAAGCUUGAAGGAGGCCUUGAUACAGCUAGUACAGAGGUCAGUUUGUCUAAAGUGAAUGUAUCUUUGAAUGAAGGACGGAAAGAGACAUCACCUUCAGGACCUAUUAACAUCAUGGAGCGGUUGAAGGUGUUCAAAGCAAAAAUCAACUCAGAUGCACUGGACUCAUCGGAUGGAAACAAUAGCAUAUCAAUAAGCCUCUCCAAUAUGCUUGGUCUGAAUAUCACAGAUCCCGAUGCAGAUUAUUCCUAGUUUCCAGCCAUGUGAACCUUACAUUUGGGAUAAACCAACAUGAAUGCAACUAUUUUGUAAAUAAGCACCAUUCCAUUUGUGCAUGAGUUGACUCUAUGUUGAGGAUGUGGUUUCUUUCUAUGUAGAAAACAAAACAGAAACAUGUAAUUAUUUUUUAUGUAGUUUUGUCUCAGAUAUCUGUUUGUAUUAAUCCAUAUGCUACAUCUAUAUUUCAACAGUUGACAUCAAAAUGAAGGAAAAUGUGCUCAUUAGCUCUAUGUGUACUCAAACUUUUUCAAAUUAUGGUACUAUUUCCCAAAUUCUGUUCACUUGGAAGUAUACUCAUUUUUACAAAUGCCUCAGUAUUGUAUCUUUCACAAUUCAGACGUGUUUCACCCACAAAGGGGACACAAUCUGUAUGGAAGAUGUCAUCUUUACAUUUUAACAUUUUAAGCAAAAACAAUAGUUGAACAGUGAAAUGUAAUUAAACUACGCAUUAGAUUUUUUUCCAAUAAACUAUUAUAUUAAUACGUCCA